Molecule: messenger RNA, 1044 nt
Organism: Elephantulus edwardii (Cape elephant shrew)
Lineage: Eukaryota; Metazoa; Chordata; Mammalia; Macroscelidea; Macroscelididae
Gene: MAGEB4
Product: melanoma-associated antigen B4-like
Exons: 1
Coding region: 1-1044 (347 amino acids)
Biological process (GO): negative regulation of transcription by RNA polymerase II
Cellular component (GO): nucleus
Source: RefSeq, a predicted model, not a curated record
AUGCCUCGAAGUCAGCCGAGGAGUAAGAACCCUGGCCAGGAGAAAUGUCAGCAGGUGCGAGGAGACACCCAAGAUCUUGAGGGGACUCAGGCCACUGCAGCAGGAGAGGAAGGCUCCUUUCCCUCCUCUGCUCCCCGUCCUGGGGCAUCUCCUCGCCAGAGCUACACUGUUCCUCCCACUCCCCAGGUUGCUCAGAGACCCCCACCCAUUCCCUUGGCUGCUGAAGGUGCCUCUUGCACAGGGGAUGACGAAGUUGCCCAGGACCAAGAUGAUGCCUGUGCAAGUUCCUCUGAGGGCCUCGCCGCGACCCCACAAAAAGACCCUCUAGCCAGGAGGAUGUGCUUGUUUCUGCAGUUCCUGCUGCACAAGUACCAAAUGAAAGAGCUCAUUACCAAGGCAGAGAUGAUGAAGAUCAUCAACAAGAAGUACAAGGAGCACUUCCCGGAGUUCCUGCAGAGGGCCACCGAGCACAUGGAGCUGGUCUUCGGCCUUGACCUGAAGGAAGUCGAGCCCAAGGCUCAAGUCUACGUGAUUGUCAGCAAAUUAGAGUUCAGUGAGGAAGAGAAUCUGAGUUGUGGCAGAAGGUACCCCAAGUAUGGCCUGCUGAUGCCUCUCCUGGGCAUGAUGCAUGCGAGUAACAACCAGGCCAAAGAGGAGGAUGUCUGGGAAUUCCUGGGUAACCUGGGAAUCUACAAGGGGAAGAAGCACUUCAUCUUUGGGGACCCCAGGAAGCUCCUCACCGAAGAUCUGGUACGGGAGCAGUACCUGGAGUACCGCCAGGUGCCCGGCAGCGAUCCUCCACGCUAUGUGUUCCUGUGGGGUCCCAGGGCUUGUGCUGAAGCCAACAAGAGUAAGGUCCUGGAGUUUCUGGUCAGGAUCCGUAAAAUGGACCAGAACGCUUUCAAAACCCUGUAUUUGCAAACUUGGAAAGAUGAGGAACAGAGAGAAGCAUCCGCGGAAUGGCCUGGGGUUGGUGUGAAUGCCAGGGCCAGGGCCCGAUUCAGGGCCAAGUCCAGCAAGGCCUCCCACCCUAGUGGAGUGUGA